Molecule: messenger RNA, 9222 nt
Organism: Condylura cristata (star-nosed mole)
Lineage: Eukaryota; Metazoa; Chordata; Mammalia; Eulipotyphla; Talpidae
Gene: LSAMP
Product: limbic system-associated membrane protein
Exons: 9
Coding region: 414-1499 (361 amino acids)
Biological process (GO): homophilic cell-cell adhesion
Cellular component (GO): plasma membrane; neuron projection
Source: RefSeq, a predicted model, not a curated record
GUGCCGGCUCUCUCGCCCGCCUGCCUGGAAAAGUGGGUUACAGGAGGAAGGAGCUCAGCUCAGACACUGGCAAAGGAGCAUCCAGCUACAGAGAGCCCAGAGAAGAACACCUUCCUUGUGCAGCCUUCUGCUCAUCUUUUCUAGAGGGUUUUAUAUUUGUACUCUUUUUAAAUUUUGUUCCUUUGACUUUUCUCCCCUCUGCUUGGGUUUUAUGAAGGCUUUGUUAAGUCUUAGAAGGAAAAGAGACUAAGCAAAGGAAAGAGAGGCUAAGUCGAAAGCACCACAAACUGGCAAGUCCCCUGUGCCUGUGCUGUGGAUGAAAGCCCUCUGUUUGUAAAACCCUCGCAGGGUGAGCAGCACGCACACACCCUCCAGAGUACCCCGCGGACCGGCACCUCGGCGGCGUGGCCACCAUGGUCGGCAGAGUUCAGCCUGAUCGGAAACAGUUGCCGCUGGUCCUACUGAGAUUGCUCUGCCUUCUUCCCACAGGACUGCCCGUUCGCAGCGUGGAUUUUAACCGAGGCACGGACAACAUCACCGUGAGGCAGGGGGACACGGCCAUCCUCAGGUGUGUGGUAGAAGAUAAAAACUCGAAGGUGGCCUGGUUGAACCGCUCUGGCAUCAUUUUUGCGGGGCAUGACAAGUGGUCUCUGGACCCCCGGGUUGAGCUGGAGAAACGCCAUUCUCUGGAAUACAGCCUCCGAAUCCAGAAGGUGGAUGUGUAUGAUGAGGGUUCUUAUACUUGUUCGGUGCAGACCCAGCAUGAGCCCAAGACCUCCCAAGUUUACUUGAUCGUGCAAGUUCCACCAAAGAUCUCCAACAUCUCUUCAGAUGUCACUGUGAAUGAAGGCAGCAAUGUGACCCUGGUCUGCAUGGCCAAUGGUCGUCCUGAACCUGUUAUCACCUGGAGACACCUUACACCGACAGGAAGAGAAUUUGAAGGAGAAGAAGAAUAUCUGGAGAUCCUGGGCAUCACCAGGGAGCAGUCUGGCAAAUAUGAGUGCAAAGCUGCCAAUGAAGUCUCCUCGGCAGAUGUCAAACAAGUCAAGGUCACUGUGAACUAUCCCCCCACUAUCACUGAAUCCAAGAGCAAUGAAGCUACCACAGGGCGACAAGCUUCACUCAAAUGCGAGGCCUCAGCAGUGCCUGCCCCUGACUUUGAGUGGUACCGGGAUGACACCAGGAUAAACAGUGCCAAUGGCCUUGAGAUUAAGAGCACGGAGGGCCAGUCCUCCCUGACGGUGACCAACGUCACUGAGGAGCACUAUGGCAACUAUACCUGCGUGGCUGCCAACAAGCUGGGAGUCACCAAUGCCAGCCUAGUCCUUUUCAAACGUGUCUUACCCACAAUCCCCCAUCCCAUUCAAGAAAUUGGCACCACCGUGCACUUCAAGCAAAAAGGACCCGGGUCGGUGAGAGGAAUAAACGGAUCCAUCAGUCUGGCCGUACCACUGUGGCUGCUGGCAGCAUCUCUGCUCUGCCUUCUCAGCAAAUGUUAAUAGAAUAAAAAUUGAAAAAUAAUUUUAAAAAAACACACAAAAUGCGUCACACAGGAUACAGAAAGAGAGAGAAUGAGAUGGGGGGAGACCGUUUAUUUCACAACUUUGUGUGUUUAUAAAUGAAGGGAACAUAAGAAAUCAGAGAAGAAAAUACAACAUUUAAAACAAUUUUAAAAUCCAUCAAUAAAGAUUUGCCUAUCAGUCAGGGUAAAACAUUCUACCAGGAAAUGUGUAUAUCUAAGCUAAUGUAUGCUGUGUAAUUCUACAUCAUGGAUGUAACUAAGAAUUCCAGAUGUUGUAAAAAUAAGAAAAGCGAAGACUUACCAGUUGGAUAUUAUCACCCCUCUCCCCCACCUACACACACACACAAACACAAACACAAACACACACACUUUAUCCUUCCUUCAUCCUUUUACAUCUGUGGGGAAAGAAAAGAAAAGGUCUUGCCUUUGAUGUUUCUAUUUUCAUCCUCUUUUUAUUCUGUUUUUCAUUUGAGCUGACUCGUAGCCACUUCAGACUUUGGAUGGGCUUCAUGCUGGAGUCCUGUGCUGAGCCUUUAUCUGGUUUGCCGCCACGAUCUUUCCUACAUUUAAGACCACCCCCUUCCUUCCCAGUGUUCUAUCUCCCCACCUGUAUCCCAGAUAUCUCCUCCUUAUCUCCGCCCCCCAGGGUCUCUUCACCCCAACCACCGCUCCUCCCCACCCCCAGCUCUAGUCAGGCCGCAGAUGCUAGGAAGUGCCAUUUUAAUUUUCUCCACUGUGUGUGCGUGCUCAGCUCUCUCGCUCUCACGUGGGUGUACAUGUGUGUGAGCGUGUGUGUCUCUCUCUAAAGCAUGCCAAGGUAAUGGUCCAUGUGUACAUAGAUUCAUUGUGCUGUAGAUACUGUCCCGCAUUGUAAUUGUGAGAUGCGGCUGUGACAAGUUGCUGGGGGAGAUGGUGGGGAAGGAGCAGGAAGCGGAGUUUCUCCCCCAUUCUUGGCUGUCACAUGACAUCAGUGUGUAUUCCAACCAAGCAGUGCCCCUUCCAAGGGCAGAACCUCAUAUUCCUCCUAAUCUAAUCAUCAGAACCCAGUCGAGAGUCACUCAGAAUCUCACUAUAAAUGAAAGUGCCUACUAUUGAUGGGGUGAGCAAACAGUAGAAGGAACCAGUGACUUGCAUGAGGGGACCUAGGAGAGAAGGCUCCUGAUUUGACUGUUUCAUGAGUCUGAAGGAUUCACAUACUUCCUGGUUUGGGGCAGCCUUGGCUCUGCUCCACUAAGGAAUGACUAGAAUAUGCUGAAUAAAUUCCCAGGAGCAGGAAGGUCUCCAAGUGUUAACUCCCCACGAAAGAACGAUGAGCCAUGUGGAGACCAGAAACAGCCCCGUUUUGCCCCUACCUAAAUUUCAAAUAAUACUGCAUUUGCCCUAUGGGUACCCUUGAGCAGAGAUUGUUUUCUAUCUCAGAUGAAACACAGUGAGAGCAAGCAAGGGCAAAAAAGUAAACAGUUGCCCUGGUCCAUUCUCAUAGACACAUGGUCAGAGUUCUAAUACCAAGCAUUGAGUGCAACAAAAAGGAAUGCUCUCCUUGUGUUCCUUCACAGAUUUCUGUCCUGUUGUUCUAGGCUAACAAUUGAUUUCGUUGCCCACAUCAUCUCCCUUCAGGUCCACUGAUAGCGUUUAUGACACCAUCAUUCAUAGCCUUUCAUUAUCCUAGACCAGGCUACCAGAGAUGGCAUUAUUUUCACUAUCCCUGAUUACUUUGGACUUCUACUCUUCUGGAAAAGAUACAGUGGGGGGAUAUGGUGUUGAAGUUUACAUCUAAAAGUGUCAUCAUCACAUCAACUCUGAAAUGUGAGCUGGUUCCUUCGCCAAAUGAGCUGGGAUACACCUACCAUUUAGGCAGGAGUUACAUGCACAUCACAAGCUUGGCCUCAUCACAAUGUUAGAGGAUUUUCUUAGCAAAGGCCUUUCAGAUAGAGUUGGAUUUCUGUAUGUAUAUGUCUUUGUCAGGAAACCAACUGUUAUUUUCAAAAACUGCAGGAGGCAUUGGAAGUGGCUCAGUUUACAAAAGAAGAGAAAAUUAUUAUUGAGCUCAUGAUUGAAUGUAUUUCAGCAGCGUAAAAUAUCUCAUCAAGGGUUAGAACCUGGAAAAUAGCUGUCACAUGAGAAAACAAGAAAUUUCAUAACAACGCGUCCAAAAAAGGAGAAAGAAAAAAGAAAAGGAAAGAAAGAGGCAAUAGGGAGGGAAUAUGAAAUAAUCUGCAGUUUUUAUUGUUAGAUUUGGUUAAUUGAAGGCACGUUGCAUGAGUCUCAUCUUUGAGGGGAAUGAUAUUCUCAAUGAGCGACAUUUCCAAUCUCUUCUAGGGGAUUCUAUUUGUCCUAAUUAAUCUCUUAAGAUUUGGCUUUUUAAACAUGAAACAGAAAGACCUAUUGGACUUGGGGACGGGUAAGUGUAGUUGAGGAAGAUCCUGGCAUAGGACAGAAAUUCUUUUCCAAGAAUGUGGCCACUAAAGGAUUGGGAAAGUGAACCAUAUUCCUAUGCUGCAUCAAUUAUUGACAAUCAGGGAUUUCUCUGCAUUUAGUCUUCUUAGAAUGGGAAUAGAAGCAUAUCUCUCUUGAUAUUCAAUACUCCCCUUCUACUGGAGAGCUAACCACAUUCUUAAGUGCAAGUUGUGGAGGAGUGCAUGCUGACUGACAGAUGUAUACAAAAAGAAAGUUACAGCUGUUAAUUCACUUUAGUGCCAGUUUCAGAAACGAGUUCUCCUUGCAUGUCAUAGAUUUUAAUAAGACAACUCACUUUUUUUCAUCAUCUCCAUCUUUUAAAGACUAGAUCUUGGUUUUAUGGAAGGAGAUUCUCCAUUGGAAGAAAUGUUUUUGUCAUCUCAGCACCAUUUGUUCCUGAUUUUAAUAUAAUGACCAUAUAUUAAACACAAUUAAACGUAUAUUGAAUAUUGUGGUGUUUGCCUAUAUCUCUGCAGGAUCUGGGAAUUUUAAAACUUUGUCCUGGCUCCUGUGUCAGAGCAAACAUUGAACCCAGAAGUGUCAUAGGUUUUAAAAUGUCUCUAAGCAAUGUGGAGAAUGCAGAAUCUGGAGACUGGAAAAAGGUCAGUUAAAAAAAAUAGAAGCCACCUACAUUGUCUCAACAUGGGACUUCUUGGAAUUAAGCUCUUUACAUUAUGACAUCUUCAAGAAUUUUGUCCAUUGGAAAUCAAAGCUUGGAUCCCUGCACUGAAUAAGAGUCAACUGGUUGGAAACAAUUUAGUGAAAGGAAUACAAUACAUUGAUUAAUAUGAAUGGUUAAUAUAUUUAAUGCCCUUUGUAAAAUGAAAUGGCACCAUUCAUAACACAAAAUCCUUAGACAUGACUUUUAGUUUACAUAAGUAGAAAUGAUCUUGACCGGGGAUACUUACUAAAGAAUGAGAACUAUCCCAGAUUAUACAACUAUAGAAUUAUAUCCUCUAUAUAAUCAUUCAUCAGAAUUCUUUUUUUCUUGUUUUGAGACAUAAUAUCCCCUUGCCCUAAAAAGAAUGAAGACUUAAGGAAAAUCCAAUAUAUGUUCUGUUAGGAAGAAUUAUUCCAUUAUUCCUUUGCCUUGUCUUCCAAGUCAGGCAGACUUCUUCCUUGCUGUGGGCAAUUAUUAUUACAUAAUCAGACAACUGGGGCUAUUCAUAGAGACCUUGUAAAAGUACUCGUGAUUUUCAUGUUCUUGGAGGACAGAAGCAAAAUCUGUUUCUCCUCCAAAAGUGGACUUACCUCCUUUGCAUACAGAAACUAAACUCCUCAGCAUGAAAUUAUUUCUGAGUCAUUACCUUCCAAGUUAUUAGCUUCUUACCUAUUCAAGUCAUAGAUUUUAUCCCCAGGUUGGUUGUGGUUUCACUGUUUCUAUUAUCUGUCUCCCCAAUUCUGUCAUUUUGGUUUUUGUGGGCCUUGAAUUAUUUGUGGAUAAAUAAUAUAUAUGUGUAUGUAAUUUUUUAAUCUUAUCUUUACAGAUGCUAUAUUUACAAUAUCGUAUGUAUUAUAAGACAAAUCUAGAAUAAUUGUUUAAACUUAAAAAGAAGAGUACUGAAUUUGGUUUAGAAAAAGAGCUAUGCUUCAUUUAGAAAGAUGUGGAGCCCCAUUUUUCCCACUGUGACUAAUUUUUGAAAGGAAGUUGUUUAUGGACCAUUGCUUCAUGGGAUUACCCAUGGCCUUAUUUUUCUUCAUAAACUAUUAUCUUGGAUGUAGUUUUAGUUCCCAACAACUACCAUUUUUUUAUAGAAAUACUAGUAUAAAGCUAUACCUGACCUAUACUAUUCUGAAGAUAAAUAUUGAACAGACCACAAAAAUGAUGAGCUAAGACCUUGAGUUAAGAAAUGCAAGUCCAGUUUAGAAAGCUUCCUUCUUCCAUAACUAUUUAAAAUAUUUCUCCCCCAAAGACUGCAUUUGCCCCAGUGAUGUAAAUUUUCCAUCAUGGUUGGCAUAAUAUCUAUAAAACAUCUCACUAAAGUGCAAAAUGGAGUUUACAUUUAUGUGCAUGUAGUGAAGAGAAGUCACCUCUUCUUACUUGCAUGUAGUUAUAUUGUUAAAUGUGGCCAACUGAAAUUCAAGAAUUUAUUUUCACGCAGUGAUAUAUACAUCACUUUCCUCUUGGCAAGGGAACUGGUAUUAACCUUAGGUUUAGGCUUAACAUUUACACCAGCGCAAAUGUUUAUGAAUAUUAUGGAAAACUUAUUUUAAAAUCUUGAUUUCCUUUCAGCGCAUUUACAUACUGUGUGCUGAUUAAUAAAUUAGGCACCAAUCAUGUGUAAAUCAAUGUAAAUCACUAGUUUAUGUACAUAAUAUCAACUAUGUAAACUUCAUUUUUCAUGCAGGGCCAAGUUCAGUGAAGUCUAGGAAUCUCAAAGAGAAAAAAUCAAAUAAAAAUAAAUAAACCCAAAGCAUUUCACAGGUCAGAAUGGGAAGAAGUAAGAUGAAUGGCCCUAACAGGAAGUUGCCCCAUGAGAAGGUAGGAGGCCCACAGGAGCUACUCAACCUCACAUUCUGCUCAGCCCCCAGAGGCCCCCUAUCCGUUCCCUUAGGACCCAAGUGGGGUUUCUCCCAGCUGUUGCUUCACACCAGAUCAAGAGACAGGGAGGGAGAAAUUUUGAGGACUCACGUGCCUGUAGAGUCAAUUCCUGAGUAUCUUACUUACUUCUGUUGCUCCUUACUUACCUCUAAAACAUGCUAUUUCAAUAGUCCAAGGAUGUCACUAUACUUUCAUGAGCAAAUCGUACUGCAUUUGUAUUUUCCAUCCAACAAAGGUAUUGGUACAACUUCUUUGUUAUCUUGAUUCCAACAAAUUCUGGGGUAUAAGAAAUGUUAUAUUCUAGAGAAAUAUCUUGUUAAGUCACCCAAGGAAACCACUUAGUGUUUCUAUAUACCCAUCUCAAAUAUUGCAAAUGAGAUCCAGAAUUAUUUUCAGAGGGGGUAUAUCCAUCAGACAUGUUUUCUUAGAGUCUUUUUGAAGAAACUGGUGUGUGCCACAGUAUAAACUAAUCCUCCUUUAUAAUCUGAACAAGUGGUACAUAAAAGUCAUCAGAAAAGAUGAUCUCAGGGACCAUGUCAAUUCUCUGCAAGGACUGUUAUAGCAAGAAAUAUGGGUCAAAUGAACAUUAUAUUCAAAGUACACUUCUCUACCCAAAACAAGUGGCACCUUUCAAGUGAGGUGGAAAAGUGUGCUAGGUGGGGAGUCCAGAGUCUGCCGUUGGGGCUGACUACAAACAAGCUGUGUGACCUUAGGGAAGUCACUUAACCUUCCUGAGUCUUGACUUUUGCAUUCUGAAAGUGAAAAUUUUUGAUGAUGUCUCUGAAACUUCUAUCAGUUCAAAACUUUCUGAUUCUGAAAUAAGGACUAAAUCCUCAUGUAAGCCUGUGCCCAGCUUAUCAUUCCAUUCUUGUCUCUGGUCUCUGUAUUAUCUUCAUUUCUCAAAACUAUCAUCUCAUCAUCUGCAUUUCAAAAGUCAAAACUUCUGAGAUGAGAGGGUUCCUGGACUGGUCUAAAAUUAUCUUCUUAAUAAAACUUCUUGGCAAUGUAGAGAAGGGACACACUCAGAUCAUACUAUGAACAUUGAAAGGGCUGGAAUUGUUCUCUUAUUUAUAUCAUUGAAUCCUAACAGCUGAACUAUGUUCUAGUACCUUUUCACAGGAAGGAAAAUACCUAGUGGGGAUCAGGCAUGUACCCAGUAAGGAAGUAGCGCUUAUGAAAGGAAGAAUCAGUUUUCUCUCAUCCUGAUCCAAAUGCCUCCUUAGAGUAAAUGUGUGUCCUUGGAAAGGUUUUCCUGGUGCUGAUGGUAGUAAGCACAUGGUCCCAGGCAGGUUCAAAAGGCUGUUGUGUGAGAAAAGAGAGAGAGAAUAUAUCUUGCUUGGGAAGGAAUUUCCCGUAAGUUUCGCUAAACCUGACUUAUAGGCUGUGAAAUCAAGCAAGUGGAUAAAGAGAAAGUAAGCUUUGUCUUUUUACAAGCACAAGUUAAUUCUAUUUAAAGAAAACAUUGAAAAAUUAGAUGAGAAGACACACAUUUUAGAGAGUUACAGAAGUUGGUAAGAGUAGCUAUGAAAUCCAAAAUCAAACUGGAAGUUAAGUUCUCUGAGAAGAGAGGAAGCAGCAAGGAUGUUUUCUCAGACAGUUAAGGAAGAACUGCUUUCUCGAGCCACGUUCUGGAUGGGUAGAGCGCAGACCCACUUGUCUUGACCCAUUAAAAUACGUCCCCAACCCAUGUUAGUGCUCUGCUUAGCACCUGUCAAAGAUAAUCAUUCCUUAGAGAAUAGAAAGAAUUUAAUCUUUGAUCCACUGAAGAGAAGGGAUUAUUCAUAGCCCCCCAGCAUAAUUAUCACUUUAUGUAGAUAAGGCUAUACAACGUACUUAGAUACUUAGGAAGCUCUCUGUAAGGGGGAGAACACCUGCCCAUAGGACAACCCCCCACUUCAUGGUCAUCUCAGAGGUGCCUCGCUUUGAGUGGUGCUCCUGAUCGCCUCCGACAGCUACUGUCCUCUGCACAAGCUCUCUCCAUGUAAAGCCAGGCACAGAGCACUCAUCUGCUUCUUGCAAAUGAAGACAACACACGGAACUUCUAGCUUCAUGGCAUGCAGCAGGAAUUCUAAGCUCUCUGAAGCCUUUUUUGAACCCAUGUCCAUGUCUUUGCUCUUCAUCAGAGGACAUAAGUGGUUCAUCAGGCAAACUGUAACCAAACAUUUAUUCCCUGAGUAUUUCCUGAGAAUGGGGAAGGUUAAAGGGAGGAAAUCCAGAGGGAGAGAAGCCCAGGGAAAAACCUCCAACUUGCUUUCCCUACUACUGCUUCACCCCUUCUUUCUCACUGCCCUACUGAAGGGUGUAUAAAUCCUGCUCUUGGUUAGAAUUCUCCUAUUAACAGUGUUAUAUACAUAUAAAUAUAUAUAAAUAUAUAAAUAUAUUCCUUUUUUUCAGCCCUGUAGACAUAAACUGAACUUUCCUCGAUGAUACAAACACAUGGCCAUUUUUGUUUGGGUUUUUUGUUGUUCAAGGUUUUUUUAUUUUUGUUCAUUGGGUGGAUUUUUUUCCCUGGACUCUAGCUCUGUGAAGGAAAAUAAAAAGCGCAGUGUGUGUAAAAAAAAAAAAAUUAAAAUUAUGAAAAGCUUUUUUCCUUUUCUUUUUAAAUGUAUUUAAAUUCUGUUCCUCUCUUCUGUUACUUUACACGUAUGAAUGCUCUGCUCUUCUGUGAUCUUAAAACAAAAUGAAAUAAACGUGAAAAGGA